AUGGCAGCGGCGCUUACGUACACGGCCUCGAAGUCGGGCUUUGACUUCGGUCUGCACAGUCGCAAUGCUCAUUUGGCAUCUCAAGGGCACGCCUUGCCCAAGGCCACAAGCACGGGCACCACCAUUGUCGGAUGUGUGUACGAGGACGGCAUCGUUCUAGGAGCAGACACCCGGGCUACGGAAGGUAGCAUUGUAGCGGACAAGAACUGCGAAAAAGUGAGGCGCGGCCAAAAGUCUGGGCAGCGGAAGAAGCAUCGGUCGAAUGUCUUGUUCGCCACCUGCCGAUCUGGAUGACUGACACCAUCCGUGCCUACCCAUCUCCCUGAUUCAGAUCCACUACAUCUCUGACAACAUCAGGUGCUGCGGAGCCGGCACUGCCGCCGAUACGGAAUUUGUGACGGCACUCAUCAGUUCCAAUAUGCAAUUACACGAACUCCACACGGGCCGCAAGCCAAGGGUGGUGACAGCGAUGACCAUGCUCAAGCAGCGGCUCUUUCAGUGAGCGGCAAUAUCAGUGCCGAGCUGAUCGGAGGAUCUCCCGCUCAUACAUGCGCUCCCCCCCUUCAUUACUCCUUCUCUUUCAGAUACCAAGGCCACGUCGGUGCAGCGCUCGUGCUUGGAGGUGUGGAUGCCACUGGCCCCCAGCUUUUCACCAUUGCGCCUCACGGAAGCACAGACAAAUUGCCUUACGUGACCAUGGGGAGUGGUUCUCUAGGUGAGAUUCCGAAUCCUCCCGAAUUCGUAGCAGCGAGCAUCACUGCUGACGCUCUGAUUUGCUCGUUCACCGCCUGCAAACAGCCGCAAUGUCCGUAUUCGAGACUGGAUGGACACCAAAGAUGUCUCGUGCAGCAGCAGUCGAACUUGUCGUGAACGCAAUUUCUGCUGGUAUCUUCAACGACUUGGGAUCCGGCUCCAACGUCGAUGUGGCGGUCAUCACCGAGAAAGAAUCCGAGUAUCUCAGGAAUUACGUCAAGCCAAAUGAGAGGGGCAUCAAGGAGGCCAAGUAUGGCGUGGGCCUCAAGGGCGUCACACCCAUCACAAAGGAAAAGAUUUGGGAGAUGCUUGUGAAGGAGGGUAAGUCUGAGCGCGUGUCAUCAGCGACCGCGCGCCACUGGUGGCCCACAGUUACUGACUUCGCGUAAUCACUGUUCCUGCUCAAGACGUCUUGGAGCUCGGCAAGCCUCCUCAAGCUGCUGUCGCUACUGGCGAAGCUAUGGAUCAGUCAUAG
Messenger RNA from Ceraceosorus bombacis, 1228 nucleotides. The record is from the annotation of a GenBank genome assembly. Lineage: Eukaryota; Fungi; Basidiomycota; Exobasidiomycetes; Ceraceosorales; Ceraceosoraceae.